Molecule: messenger RNA, 249 nt
Organism: Racocetra fulgida
Lineage: Eukaryota; Fungi; Glomeromycota; Glomeromycetes; Diversisporales; Gigasporaceae
Source: the annotation of a GenBank genome assembly
UCUGAUACGGCCGGUGUAGUAUUACGAACGCGCAAAUUCCUUACAAAUCGUCUUUUAAAUCGUAAACAAAUGGUGAUAGAUGUUAUUCACCCUGGUCUUGCAAACUUAUCGAAAGACGAUAUUCGUGACAAACUUGCUAAAAUGUAUAAAGCCGAUAAGGAGUUUAUAUUCGUCUUUGGCUUUCGUACAGCUUUUGGAGGAGGAAAGAAAGAACCGUGCCAAAAAAUUCCGCGGUACGAAAAAGACUAA